Molecule: messenger RNA, 2616 nt
Organism: Daldinia loculata
Lineage: Eukaryota; Fungi; Ascomycota; Sordariomycetes; Xylariales; Hypoxylaceae
Exons: 2
Coding region: 340-2031 (563 amino acids)
Source: RefSeq, a predicted model, not a curated record
CCUUACUGCCCUUAGCGAACCAACCGCUACUGAAUUCCGCUCUUUUGGGUGUCACUUGAUGAUUUUCCAACUGCAACUACAUACAUAAACAUUUGUCCAUUUGAUACCUAUGCAUACGGCAUUUUUUACUUUGACGAAUCAGAAUCCCGACCUUAGUCUCUCUCUUCUGCUGCUCCUGCAUAACCUACGUAAGGAAUAGGAUUACGUGCAUUAUAUUCUUUAUUUCUCGCUUACUAGGUACCAAGUAAUCUUCUCUUCGUACCGUGCCGUAAGAGGUAACCUUCAAUUCUCACCUAAUCAUCCUUCCGUUCUUUUUAUUUAUUCUUUUUUUAUUCUUUAAUGUCUUCGAAACCAAACAACAUUCGCUUGUCCAGCAUACCGGCUCGCUUAAAACCGACGUCGCAAUAUUCGAAAGCCGAACCAUCACCGCUAUUAUCCGCUAGUUCCUUCGGGUCCAGCGUUGAAGAUUACAUCGGAAGUGGCACCGACACCGUAGGAGGUAGAACUCCGGUCUUCGGCAGGCGAUUGUCUUUCGUUCAGGAAGACGACGAAGCCUCGGAUAUCACACAUCUUCGUAGCCCUCAUAGGUUCGACAUAGACUAUUCUGAAUACUCGGACGACGACGACGGUACCAUGCCCGACAGCGCCAAACGAUCAGCAUUCCUCCGUCCGUCUGACGGUCGAUCUGUCACACCGCUUCUAAAGAAAUCGGACGACGACGAUCGCGGCAGGACACGGUAUAACAACUCGCGGCCGACAUCACCUCUCCCGAUACCCUCUGUUUCUACACCAGCCUCCGACCGACCAACCUUUAGCCGCCGCUCCACCAUGAGAUCUCGGUCUCCUGAUACCCAAGCGCGGAUGGCAGUGCGCAAGAAAUACACGUACGCGUCCAUCUUCCUGAUCGUGUCGUUAAUUUCCUUCUGCGUGCAGACGGAGCUGGGACGGUACGUGCAGCACGAGCUUGGUUGGGAUAAGGCUUACUGCAUGUUAUAUCUUACACACGGGUCGUGGGCGCUGCUUUGGCCGGCCCAACUACUUAUCCUGCGGUUGCAGAAUUGGAACGUGCCGUGGCCAACCUUCUGGAGGAGGCACGUCUACUUGUUGCGCUCAACGGCGCAUAUGGUCGCACAUCAGGAGCUCGACAUCCCCGGGCACGUUGUCCAGCGCAGUCCAAUACCCUACAUCUUGCGCACCACUGCUUUCGUUACCACUUCUUUAACAGUAGCAGGCCUGAGUUGGUACGUUGCCGUCAGCAUGACUACCCCCAGCGACUUAACCGCCAUCUAUAACUGCUCUGCAUUCUUCGCCUACGCUUUCAGCGUACCCCUACUCAAGGAGAAGUUGCGCCUCGACAAGUCGGUUGCGGUGCUGAUCGCCAUUGUUGGCGUCAUGGUUGUCGCGUAUGGCGACUCUAAAUCUGGCGCGGGAGUUGAUAAAGAAGCAGAAACUGAGGCCGGCACGCGAUUCCUCGGCAACAUGAUCAUCGGCGCGGGGAGCGUGCUGUACGGGCUCUAUGAGGUGUUAUAUAAGCGGUACGCUUGCCCACCCGAGGGUACGUCGGCAACGCGGGGCAUGAUCUUCGCCAACGCAUUUGGAAGUUGUAUCGGGGCCUUCACACUUUUCGUGCUAUGGAUUCCUUUGCCGAUUCUCCAUAUUCUCGGCUGGGAAACCUUUGAGCUGCCCACUGGCGCAGCGGCAUUCUAUCUCUUCGUGUCGGUGAUCAUGAAUGCGACAUUUGCGGGCAGCUUCCUAGUGCUAAUCUCAUUAACGAGUCCCGUGCUAAGUAGUGUCGCUGCGCUGCUGACAAUUUUCAUCGUGGCACUAGCCGACUGGAUUAUCACGGGAGAGGGCAUGAGUCCAUCAGCUCUAAGCGGUGGGUGUCUGAUUGUGGUAGCAUUUAUAAUGCUAAGCUGGAGCACCUGGCGCGAAAUGACAGAAGACGCAGAGCGCAAGGCGGCUGUGGAUGUUGUCGGUCCGGUCGACUGGAGUAGUGAGGACAGCGAUAAGGAUGCUGGCCGGUUGGAUUAGGGUGAGAAUUCCCAGCUUACGCAGACGGCUGUGCGUUACUUUUGUUCGUUCUACUGUAUUAUGGCAUAUCCAUCGGAAUAUAGGGGUUACAUUGUCCCGGAUGGAACCAGCUCAUAGGCUGUAUCCUGGAGGGGGGAACAAUCGGAUUAGAGCGACGUUAGACACCAGCACUUUGCAUCUUUCCCAUUAUGCCUAUGAGGAUCUAGGGAUUACCUGGAGCAAUUUGGCUAUUCUAGACGAUGGAAGAUGUGGAUUUAUCGGUAUCGUUACCGCGCAUAUAGAAAUAUGUAUGCUGUUUCGGCGUUUGGGGCGCCUCGGUCUCGGUCUUGAUCUCGGUUGGUGUUUUAGGCUGGAUAAGGAUGAAUAGGUCAUGGCCGGUUAUAGAGGUGGUGGAACAACGCCUGCUUACCUUACCUGGGUAAAUAUACAAGUCUCGUGCGCACGGUUAAUGUAUCUAUGACAUCUAUUGCAUAGGAACCCGGUGCACUGGCUCGGUUAUGCGGAUAUAUAGGCACUUAUACUAUCGACUCACUGUCAUAUCAUAUUCGAGGAUGGUAUACUUGAAAUACGAAAAUAAAACACCCU